CUUUGUUGACAUUGCGAAAACCGCGUCUUUCUCACUUAAAUUUCUCAUUUCUAAAAACCCAAAUUCGGUUUAAAUUACAACAAAAAUGUCUCAAGUGAUGCAGAACGCGGAAACCGCGACGAAUAAUAAGGUUCAGGCCACUGAAAGAGUGACACUUGAAGCGGAAGACGAAGACGAGGAGUGCUUCUUCCAAGACAUCUACCUUCUAGCGGAGCAAGGAAUUAGCGUCGCAGACAUCGAAAAAAUGCGAGCUGCUGGAAUUAAUACAGUCAAAGGGUUGCAGAUGACCACGAGCGCCAACCUCCUCAAGCUUGGGGCUUUCGAUGCUGAUAAAGUUGUGACAAUCCAAGAAGCGGCCCACCGGAUUUCCGUGACCAGUAGGUUUAUGACGGCCCUGGAAGUGAGCGAGGAGCGACAACAAGUGUUCAAAAUCCCCACGGGAAGCACGAAUUUUGAUAAUUUGCUGGGGGGCGGCGUUGAGUCUAUGGCUGUGACUCAGGUUUUUGGUGAGGCGGGGACUGGGAAAACGCAAAUUGCACACACGCUUUGUGUGACGGCGCAGCUGCCAGUCGAUGGGUACUCUGGAGGGAAAGUUAUGUACAUUGACACUGAACACACUUUCCGCCCUGAGCGCAUCCGCCAGGUCGCCCGCCGCUUCAGUUUAGACGAGAAAAAAGUCCUUGAAAAUGUGCUCUACGCCAGAGCGUACAAUUCCGAGCAGCAGUACGAGCUCCUGAAGAAUGUUGGGGCAAAAUUCCAUGAAGAAGUUGGCUUAUUCAAGCUGUUAAUAGUCGACUCGAUCAUAGCCCUCUUCCGCGUCGAUUUUUUCGGUCGGGGCGAGCUCGUCCACAGACAGCAGAAACUAGGACAAAUGAUGUCCCUUCUUCAGAAGAUGAGUGAAGAAUACAACAUUGCCGUUUUCAUAACUAACCAGAUCAGUUCAGACAUGAAAUAUUCCCUCCUUGAUGUGGGUCUGCACGACGACGCUAAGCCAGUUGGUGGGAAUAUUUUAGCGCACGCCUCUACAACGCGAGUCGCUUUAAAAAAAGUUGCCGGGAAUGUGAGGAUUGCGAUGAUGUAUGAUAGCCCGGAGUUGGAGGAGAGGGAGGAGGCGUUUAUUAUUACCACAGGGGGGAUUAGGGAUCCUAAGCUUCCAGAGUGAUUUUUUGGUUUAAGGGAAGUAUUAAUUAAGUUGUAAUUUUAAGACUAAGAAAAAUGAGUCAUCAUCGUUUUAGUGUUGGUUUUAU
Zophobas morio is the source of this 1247-nucleotide messenger RNA. Its product is annotated as meiotic recombination protein DMC1/LIM15 homolog. The transcript has 4 exons. Gene Ontology annotation, molecular function: ATP hydrolysis activity; single-stranded DNA binding; double-stranded DNA binding. Gene Ontology annotation, biological process: DNA strand invasion; mitotic recombination; DNA repair. The record is from RefSeq and is a predicted model, not a curated record. Bases 86 to 1162 code for a protein of 358 amino acids. NCBI's taxonomy places the organism in Eukaryota, Metazoa, Arthropoda, Insecta, Coleoptera, Tenebrionidae. Gene Ontology annotation, cellular component: condensed nuclear chromosome.